Messenger RNA from Populus trichocarpa (black cottonwood), 2030 nucleotides. RefSeq lists its product as uncharacterized. The record is from RefSeq and is a predicted model, not a curated record. NCBI's taxonomy places the organism in Eukaryota, Viridiplantae, Streptophyta, Magnoliopsida, Malpighiales, Salicaceae. The transcript is spliced from 5 exons. Bases 792 to 1667 code for a protein of 291 amino acids.
AAAAGGGACCAAAUUAUUACUGCUAUUCUCAGCAAGAUCACCUUUCAAAACCCACAGUUGAAAAUUGAAUUCACGAGUGUUAUGCAAGGAGUGAUGACAGCCUGCCUCUGCCGAAAUCAAGAGAGCUUCUAUGCCCCUACAUGAAAUCCUAAGACCAUUUCAGAUUCUUGAGAGUAUUCCUCCUUUCAGAUGUAGUUCGAGUGAACACAGUCAAGAUCAUCUGAGCCUUCCAUGAACAGCAACCAGGCUCCCAUUAUCCAUUGAUCAAGACGGCAAUCAUAAAUAAAUAUUCACCUGAAGAUAACUGAAGGUCAGAAAUGUCCAUCUAUAUAAUCAUCCAUCUCAAAACAAGGGGUGUCAUCCAGUCAAAAAUAGAAAGAGAAGAAAGGUCUUAAACAGAUCAUCGCUUCAUCAUCAAUGGCUAAACUACAUUGAACAAGCAAAUAGCUCUCCCUCUCUCAUGUUUUGUUCCCUAAAAAUCCUUAUUAUUCAUUUUCUGGGUUUCUGUUCCCUUCUCCUCCUCCUCCUCCACCACCACCAAUUCCAGCCCAUCCUCUUAGAUCGGAUCCCUUCACAUUAACCUAUAAACACCAUAACCAAAAGACAAAAAAGUUUCGAACUUUAACCUCUUUUUAUCACCAACUGACGAUGUUAACUCACACCCAUUUUUUGUCAUCAUAAAAUCUCAACUGGGUUUGGUUUGUUUUCUUCUCCUCUGCUUACUUUCUCCUUGUACUUUCUUGUCUUAAAUAUUAGAGUACAAAGAGGAUACAACGUUUGCGUUGACAUAAAUGGGAAAUGUAACGUCAAGUGUGGCAGCAAAAUUUGCGUUCUUCCCGCCAGACCCCCCAACGUAUGAUGUGUUUAGAGAGCGAGAUGGGAGGCUGGCGUUACCAGGUGUAACUGCAGACAAGAACAUGGAUGUUCACUUGUUGGAAACUAAAGUUGGAAACAAGAUUGUGGCUACGUUUUGGAAACACCCUUUUGCAAGAUUCACAGUUUUGUACUCUCAUGGAAAUGCUGCAGACCUUGGACAAAUGCAUGAGCUUUUCAUUGAACUUAGAGCUCAUUUGAGAGUCAAUAUUAUGAGCUAUGAUUAUUCUGGAUAUGGAGCAUCUUCUGGCAAGCCAUCUGAGUUCAACACAUACCAUGACAUUGAGGCUACGUACAAUUGUUUGAAGAAGGAUUAUGGGAUAAAGCAGGAAGACUUGAUCGUGUAUGGUCAAUCUGUUGGAAGUGGUCCUACCCUGCACUUGGCUUCUCGCUUACAGAGGUUGAGAGGUGUUGUUCUUCACAGUGCAAUUCUUUCAGGCAUAAGGGUCUUGUAUCCUGUCAAGAUGACAUUUUGGUUUGACAUUUUCAAGAAUAUAGACAAGAUACGACUUGUCAGCUGCCCUGUUCUGGUUAUCCAUGGAACAAAUGAUGAUAUUGUUGAUCUGUCCCAUGGAAAGCGCCUGUGGGAACUUGCCAAGGAAAAAUAUGAUCCCUUAUGGGUCAAAGGUGGUGGUCAUUGCAACCUGGAAACUUAUCCAGAGUACAUCAAGCACUUGCGAAAGUUCAUAAAUUCCAUGGAGAAAAUCUCCAUGGUGAAACCAUCAAAGAAACUCACUCAGAACCAGAGUAUUGAAGUCAAACACAACAAAUGCUUAAGAUUUGGUAAAACUUAACCACUUGAAUUUUAGUUCGUCAAAAGAGGUAGUUUGUUUUGAAAGAUGAACCCGUACCAAGAUUGAAUAUGCAUGCUUGAAGGACUUGCAGUUGGUGGCCAAGCAUGUUAUUGCUCAGUAUGUUUCUAAAGAUCAGGGAUUUAUAGGAAAUAUACUUGUUUGUUCCAGAUCCUGUUCAGGUAGGCAUUUUCAGGUAUCAAGUUCAUGUAACUAUUCGUUAGUGAUGUCAAAGUGUCCUGUCAGAAAAUGUGCCCGAUCUGGGUUUUCUUGUAAAAUAGAACCGAGUGGCUCUUUGUAAAAACUAUCCCAUCUAUCUGUCUUCAAUUGCAAGCACUUGCACCUGUCGGCGGUGAUUUUGUAGCA